AUGAUCUCGCAGGGGGCUUCUCGGGCGGUGGCGCCGCCGGCGAGGAAGCACAACGGCCCUGGGAAGCCGUGGCUCGAACGGGAGACGGCGCUCCUGAUCGACGCCUACGAGGAGAGAUGGAGCUCUCUGAAGCGGGGGCAGCUGAAGGCUCACCAGUGGGAGGAGGUCGCCGGCUCCGUCGCCGCCAAACUCGGCCUCUCCCGCCCCUCCAAGUCCGGCACGCAGUGCCGCCACAAGAUCGAGAAGCUCCGCCAACGGUACCGCGCAGAGCUCCAGCGAGGGGGCUCCUCCUCGCGGUGGACCUUCUUCGAUCGAAUCGACCGGAUGGAGCGAGGGCCCCUUCCGAUCUCCGUCCGCCCCCCCCCGCCGCCGUCCCCUCCUCCCCGCUCCGGCGACGGCGAAUCUGUAGAGGUGGAAGAAGAUCAGGGGCGCCGGAGAAUUUCCAGAUCGGGGCUGCGCGAGGAUGAGUGGGCGGCGAGGGAGGUGGCGGCGGCGGUGAGGCGGUUCAGGGAAGGGCUGGCGAGGUUGCAGAAGAGGAGCCUGGAGAUGGUGAUCGAGAUGGAGAGGGACUGGACGAAGAUGGAGACCAGGAGGACGGAGAUGGUGAUCGAGUCCCAGAGACGUCUGGUGGAGGUCAUCGCCAUGGCUUUCUCCGCCAAGAAGAAGCCCCGAAGAUCCCACCGCACCUGA
This is a messenger RNA of Spirodela intermedia, 690 nucleotides long. NCBI's taxonomy places the organism in Eukaryota, Viridiplantae, Streptophyta, Magnoliopsida, Alismatales, Araceae. The record is from the annotation of a GenBank genome assembly.